Amphibalanus amphitrite is the source of this 1338-nucleotide messenger RNA. RefSeq lists its product as uncharacterized. NCBI's taxonomy places the organism in Eukaryota, Metazoa, Arthropoda, Thecostraca, Balanomorpha, Balanidae. Gene Ontology annotation, molecular function: nucleic acid binding; zinc ion binding. The transcript has 2 exons. Bases 220 to 1218 code for a protein of 332 amino acids. The record is from RefSeq and is a predicted model, not a curated record.
CCUCUACCGGCGGCCUCCCUCCCUCUCUCCCUCGCAUACUGGUCACCCCUCUCGUCCCAGUGGACUCGCCCGGUGCCUCGGGCAGUAUCUGUGACACGACCUCGGGUGAGCGGCCGGGAAGCAAUACAGUUUUGAACGGGACGCCGUGCUGUCUACUUCAAUGGCGACGAGGCGGUGAACGUGUGCGCCGCGCGGUGAUUAGUGGCAAGGGAAGCAGUGAUGGCGUCAGUGAGCCGGGCGCCCGAGUUUGAUGCGGCAGUGGAGUCGUUCGGCGCGUACAGCAGGCGUCUCGAACAGCACUUUGUCGCCAACAGCGUCGGUGAAGAUGAAGUCGAGAAGCGCCGCGCCAUACUGCUGAGCGCGGUUGGCGCCAGCACCUUCAGCCUCCUGGAGGACCUCAUAGCCCCAGCCGCAGUGGGAGACAAAACGUUCAAGGAGCUUGUGAAGAUAUUGGUCGACCACUUUGAACCGCAACAAUCUGCAAUUGUCUCCAGAUUUCGGUUUCACUCCUGCACUCGCGAUGCUGGAGAGUCAGUGUCGUCGUUUUCGGCGAGGCUCCGCAAGCUUGCGAAGCCCUGCAAGUUUCAGCCAGGCCAGCUGGACGAGAUGCUUCGUGACCGACUGGUUUGCGGUAUUCAGCAUGAGCGGCUGCAAUCACGUCUGCUGAGCGAGCCGCGGCUGACUCUGGACACGGCUCUGGAGAUCGCUCAGGCCCACGAGUCGGCAGCAGCCAGUGCAGCCGAGCUCAGCGGCCGCUCCGAGUCGUCUGCCGUCAUCGGACGAGUCGAUGGGACACCACGGAGGAUGGUGAACGACAGCCGACCAGCCCUGGUGAACGACAGCCGACCAGCCCUGGUGAACGACAGCCGGCGAGCACUGGUGAACGACAGCCGGCGAGCACUGGUGAACGACAAUCGGCGUCCCCUGGACACCGGCGGGGCUGCCUCCCGCGCUCCGCCGGCGCGGGGUGCCUGCAGCCGCUGUCUCAGCCGACGGCACGUCCCGGCGGCCUGCCCCUUCCGCUCGCAGAACUGUUAUGCGUGCGGAGCCGUGGGCCACACCAGAGCGGCCUGCCGGAGCCGCGCCGAGUCUCAGCGUGUCCGGCUGCUGGAGGAGGAGGAGCAGCCGGAGCCGUCCGUGACGCCUGGGACUUCUCAGAGUGGCGCGGCGCCCCACAAUGACGCGAUGGUUUGGGGUGCUAUCGUGGCGCUGAGGUGACCAUUUCGGUGGAUCCCGAUGUGAAGCCGAGAUUCUUCAAAGCUCGCACAGUCCCACUGGCAUUCCGCGAGCAGGUGGAUGCCGAGCUGGAGAAACAGAUCCAGCAAGGACUGUGGGAGC